Messenger RNA from Limulus polyphemus (Atlantic horseshoe crab), 891 nucleotides. RefSeq lists its product as uncharacterized. The record is from RefSeq and is a predicted model, not a curated record. The annotation marks the transcript as partial. NCBI's taxonomy places the organism in Eukaryota, Metazoa, Arthropoda, Merostomata, Xiphosura, Limulidae. Gene Ontology annotation, molecular function: serine-type endopeptidase activity. The transcript is spliced from 7 exons.
AUGGGGAACUGGAACCUGCUUCCCGACUUCCCAGCCAUCACAUUAUGGAGAUGUCCUCAACAUCAUGGGUACAGCAUGGUAGAGACUCACAAAAGUCCCCAACAGUCUGGCUACCAAUAUGGCGCCGUUGUGUUAUUCAAUGUUUUCAGUUUUAUUACAAAAGAUGCACCCUUUUACAAGUUUCACACGGUUGGUUGGACUUUGAAAUGGGUUAUCUUUGGAUGUUGUGGAAGCAGUAAAUUUAAUGUUCCAUUUGUUUCUAAAAAUCUUAGCUUCACAAACAAUGCAACAGUUCAGAAACAAAUUUAUUUAAUAAGGCUAUUUCAAAGUAAGCCUAGUGGGUCAGGAAGACUUCCUUUCAAGAAACAAACUGGAUUAACUGCAUUUCAUGAUUCAGAAGGAAAAGGAGCUGGUUUUAGACAACUCUUGAAACCAUUCUUUUUCACUCUUGGGUUUAGUGCAUCUAGCUUUGUGGGGGCAACAAUAUGGCAGUAUGAAAACAUGCGAGAACUAGCAUCUAGUUAUAUAAGAAGACAACAUAGUUGGUGGCAACAUGGGAAUGAAUCAUCUUACAAACAUGGAGAGCUACGAAGGCAGAUUAACUUGUGGUGGAACAGUUUAUCUGAAGGGCAGAAAGUAGCAUGGGGAAUUAUUGGUGCAAAUGCAAUUGUGGUGUUGCUAUGGCGAGUGCCUGCAUUACAGCCCUUUUUGAUGAAGUAUUUCUGUUCAAACCCAUCCUCAAAGGCUGUUUGUCUUCCAAUGAUCCUGUCUGUUUUUAGUCAUCAUUCCUUUGCUCAUUUUGCCAUCAACAUGUAUGUGCUUCACAGUUUUUCUACAACUGCUGUAGCUCUGUAUGGAAAAGACAGUUUAUGGCAGCAUAUCUCAGUGGAG